UUUAAAAAAAAGAAGUGUAUAAUCGGACUGCAGGCACUUUUCCUAAAUCGAAGGAAAACUCAAGAGAAGUCUUUUGAACCGCGUCAUACAAAAAUGUGACCCGCUUACAUACAUAAACACAUGGCGCGCAUGUCCGGAAGCCUAUGCCUGCGACCUUGCGACUGCCUUCAGUUGUAUGUUGAAUACGCGUUUGAGGCACAUGGUUUUGCUUAAUCUCUGCUUUCUUAGUUCGGAUAAAAGAUCAACCAGCAGCUACAAUGGACAAACUAGUGAGAGAAAGUCAGAAAGAUCAGGUAAUUGGUCAAAUGGUUCGAAUAAAGAAAGGCCAGGAGAAACCAGAAGCCUUUCGCCUGAUGACUGAUAAUGAAGUUCUUCAGAUGCAGAUGAAAAUAAUUUUCAAUUGGAAACCUCACUCACAAAUGUGGCCAUUUUCCUGGGGUGUUGGCAUUCUUGGGGGUGCAGCCUGCUUAACUGGACUUUUUGUCAACAAUAUUUGUCGACAAAAGCUCCAUCUGAUGACCUUCGCACGUGUUUCGACCUUUGCACCAACUGUGGUUCUUCCUGCCCUUUUAACGACCACCUUGCACAAUAUCUUAAUAACAAAUAACAUUUUAUUGGGAAACUUCCCUUGUACUGUUUGUGCUGCUACACAAUCUGGUGCCAUUCAGGCUGCUUUUGGAGCAGUAUAUCCAAUGAUAAUUGGACCACUUGUAUGCAUAAUAACAGCACGCAAAUACCACACUUACGCUGUUCCAAGCGUCAGAAAUAUUUCAGAGCUAUCAUCGUUCCUUCGAAAGACCACGCCUGUGGCCGGGUCAUUGAUGGCUUUGCUUCUAGUUAACUUUGGACUUGGUAUGCUGAUUUCUGAAAGAGAGACUACACUUUUUACAAAAUAUUUGAGUCCAUCUUUAGCCUCUCCCAAAGAGUUUGAUGACGAGGGAUUCAAGUGAGAGAUUUUGUUAAAAUUAUAUCUUUAUGAUUUUUUUUUUUUAUGUAAGAAGAAAAUGGAACACAUAGAAGGCACGUAGAAUAUUACUCAUAAAACAAAAACUUCUAAUAAAUGAUGAUGAAAUGUUUGAUAAGACUGUUUCAAGUUUUUAUGAUGUGUUUGAUUAUGGUAUAUGUUUGUAAAUUGAUUUUGAUAUGAGAAUUCACCAAGCAGUCCUAGAUGGAGUUUUCAAUUCAUAACCGAGAAUUUCACUUUCAGUUAGCAUGUUCCAAACUUUGAAGGUAUGUUUUGUUUGUGUGUUUAGUUGUUUUAUUAAAAUUUUGAACCUAUA
Molecule: messenger RNA, 1280 nt
Organism: Pomacea canaliculata
Lineage: Eukaryota; Metazoa; Mollusca; Gastropoda; Architaenioglossa; Ampullariidae
Product: transmembrane protein 126A-like
Exons: 3
Coding region: 258-950 (230 amino acids)
Biological process (GO): mitochondrial respiratory chain complex I assembly
Cellular component (GO): mitochondrion
Source: RefSeq, a predicted model, not a curated record